UGUGGACGCUCGUUAGCCCGCGAUCGGAUCGCAAUCAGCAGGUCUAGUGUGGACAGGGCUUUAGACUUAAGCGUCGCGUUUUCUGGGGUUUCAAGGCAACAUGGACUCGCGCUCUUCGUCUGGGAGUUCGAGGACAAACGAAACAUACGGGACAUCUCACUUCACUAUCUGUGUAUCAGGUACCGUAAUACCGUACUGCUGUACAGUAAUGCAGAACGUGAAGGCAACAAUCGAGAAGCUCAAAGGAAUGAUCGAGUUGCACAAAGACUUCCCCCAAAAGGGCGUCCUCUUCCGCGACAUCUUCCCCAUCCUCCGGGACCCAACAACGUACCGUGAGCUCCUCGAGUUGUUAGUCCACGAGGUCAGACACAACCAUCCGGACAUCACCGUCGAUGCCGUCGUCGGUCUGGACUCUAGAGGCUUCCUGCUGGCCCCAGCCGUCGCUCAGAGUCUCCACGCGGGCUUUGUACCGGUCAGAAAGGGAGGAAAACUACCCGGACCGACAGAGAAAGUUGAGUACAAGUUGGAGUAUGGGAGUGGUGUGUUCGAGAUACAGACGAAAGCGUUGAAGAGAGGACAGAACGUCGCGAUUGUUGAUGAUCUGCUCGCUACGGGAGGCACGAUGAACGCAGCGUGGCAACUUGCUGAGAAAUUGGGCUGCAAUGUGCUCGGAUGUUUCGUCGUUGUGGAGUUGACGGAACUAAAUGGAAGGAGUCGGGUACAAGUGCCUGUCCAUUCUUUAAUCCAAUUUUGAUGCUAUACAGCAGCAUAAUGCUGCAAAUACUUAUGGUAUUGACGUUUACAUUAGCACCGUUUCUCUUAACGCGCGCAGGCUAGAAGCCUGGGGCGGAGCCUCUAGCCUGCGCGCGUUAAGAGAGGCUAGAUAAUUAUUGAAUGGUAGUAUAUCUAUAUAUUUAACAUUUAUGUUUUAGAAA
Messenger RNA from Corticium candelabrum, 935 nucleotides. RefSeq names its product adenine phosphoribosyltransferase-like. The record is from RefSeq and is a predicted model, not a curated record. Gene Ontology annotation, molecular function: adenine phosphoribosyltransferase activity; adenine binding; AMP binding. Gene Ontology annotation, biological process: AMP salvage; adenine salvage. The transcript has a single exon. Gene Ontology annotation, cellular component: cytoplasm. Bases 101 to 754 code for a protein of 217 amino acids. NCBI's taxonomy places the organism in Eukaryota, Metazoa, Porifera, Homoscleromorpha, Homosclerophorida, Plakinidae.